Neopsephotus bourkii (Bourke's parrot) is the source of this 4712-nucleotide messenger RNA. It is a transcript of the gene USP53, whose product is annotated as ubiquitin specific peptidase 53. NCBI's taxonomy places the organism in Eukaryota, Metazoa, Chordata, Aves, Psittaciformes, Psittacidae. The transcript is spliced from 17 exons. Gene Ontology annotation, cellular component: cell-cell junction. Gene Ontology annotation, molecular function: cysteine-type deubiquitinase activity. Bases 927 to 4163 code for a protein of 1078 amino acids. Gene Ontology annotation, biological process: protein deubiquitination; sensory perception of sound; response to auditory stimulus. The record is from RefSeq and is a predicted model, not a curated record.
GCUAGCCCGACACGCCGCCCGCCCCUGCCCCGGCUAGCGGCGCCCACCCGCGGAGGGGCCCUCAUGGGCGUGAGGCCCGGAAGCCGCCUGUGGGCGGCCCAGGUUAGGGUCACACACAGAUCGCGGGGCGAGCUGCGGGCGCUGUUCCGUAGGUUGUGUAAACGGGGGACAGCCUGCCCCUGAAAUGGGGAUGUUUUCGUGUGGAGACUGCGUGCGCUCCUGUGUUGGCUCUGUGAGAGCCAGAACGUAAUGUUUAACUUGGUAGUCACGUGCCCAUCAGCCGGUUUCUCUGAAGUGCUUUCAGAGGGUGUUUAGAACAGGAAAUGCCAGUACAGGUAGUAUGGAGCCGUUUUAAUCAGUUUACAGAAUUUAGAGGCUGUGUUAUUUGCUGUGUUCGUACAGGUUCACUGGAAAGAGAAUGAAAUAAACAUGGAGUCUUCUAAACUGGAAUGUAUUUCAUGGGUCACAGUUAAAAGUAAAAAGAAGAUGGAACAAAAUGAGAGAACAGGAAUAUAACGACUGUUAAGAACUUUCCAUUUUUUAAAUAUAAUACAGCUGGUGAUUUAUAGGAAUACUUAAUUGAUAUCCCUGGAAGGAGAAGUCAGUUACUGUGCUAUUUGCUUAAUAAGAACUUCUGGUAACUUUUUCACAUGUUUUAAACUUAACUGGACACCUUUUGGUUUUCUUUAAGUCUGAGAGUUAAAAUUUUUAUAUAUCUGUAUUUUGACUGAGACACUGAUCAUGGUAGAUGGCUGACAGCAGCUCCUAGAAAUGGACUUAAACCCGUGAGUGGUUACUGUUGCACAGAGUUGAAUGGAAUGCCAUGAUUUUAGAGUAAUUCUCAUAGGACCUCCUUCUUUGCCUUGCACCCAUUGUACCCUUAAUUAUUUAAGUGUAAAUAUUGCAGUUAGAAAGACUAAAAAAUAAUGGCAUGGGUGAAAUUCUUAAGAAAACCUGGAGGUAACCUUGGAAGAGUUUAUCAGCCUGGAAGUAUACUGUCCCUGGCCCCUACAAAAGGCUUAUUAAAUGAACCAGGACAAAACAGCUGCUUUCUUAAUAGUGCUGUUCAGGUGUUGUGGCAGCUUGACGUAUUUCGACGAAGUUUAAGAGGUUUAACUGGACAUGUGUGCCAGGGAGAUGCAUGCAUAUUUUGUGCUUUAAAGGCAAUAUUUUCACAGUUUCAACACAGUCGAGAAAAAGCACUCCCAUCAGAUAAUAUGCGACAUGCCCUGGCAGAAAGUUUUAAGGAUGAACAGCGUUUCCAGCUUGGAUUCAUGGAUGAUGCAGCAGAAUGCUUCGAAAACAUCCUUGAGAGGAUCCAUUUUCACUUAGUGCCAAACAGUGAAACAGAUAUGUGCACUUCAAAAUCCUGUAUUUCUCAUCAGAAGUUUGCUAUGACACUGUAUGAACAGUGUGUAUGUCGUAGUUGCGGAGCAUCAUCAGAUCCAUUGCCUUUUACGGAAUUUGUACGUUAUAUUUCUACCACAGCCCUGUGUAAUGAAGUAGAAAGAAUGAUGGAGAGGCAUGAACGUCUCAAGCCAGAAAUGUUUGCGGAACUGCUGCAGGCAGCAAAUACUAGUGAUGACUACAGAAAUUGUCCUAGUAACUGUGGUCAAAAAAUAAAAAUUCGCCGUGUUCUUAUGAAUUGUCCUGAAAUUGUCACAAUCGGUUUAGUCUGGGAUUCGGAACACUCUGAUCUGACAGAAGAGGUUAUGCGGAAUCUGGCAACGCAACUUUAUCUUCCUGGGCUGUUUUAUAGAGUUACAGAUGAAAAUGCCAAAAAUAGUGAACUUUUUCUAGUGGGAAUGAUUUGCUACACAAGCAGACAUUACUGUGCCUUUGCCUUUCACACCAAGAGUUGCAAAUGGGUGCUGUUUGAUGAUGCAAAUGUAAAAGAGAUCGGAACAAAAUGGAAAGAUGUGGUCUCCCGGUGCAUUCGAUGUCACUUUCAACCACUGUUGUUGUUUUAUGCUAACCCAGAUGGCACAGCUGUAUCUCCAGAAGAUGCUCCAAAGCAAAUUAUUCACUGGUCUCAAUGUAAAGCAGCAGCAGGAAAUAGCGAAAACUUGGGACUUGAAAAGCAUUCUGCUCCUAAAUCACACCAAAUGAAGGAGAAUGGAAUCGGAGACCCCAGUAAUCAAAGGGCUCAUAAAAAACUUCAGCCAGAUAAUUCAGCAUUCAGUAGAAGCCAUAUUCAAGCUAGUGGUGGUAGAGAUACAGCUAAGUUAACUUACAGCAAUCAAAAGGACAAGCUAAAGGACAUAUCCAGAGAGUGUGCUCAGAAAGCUGCUGAUAUUAAAAACUUCUCAUCUUUACGGAAAGAUGCAGACAGAGGACCAAGGAAAGAGUCUGGGAGACAAAGAGAUUUGAUGGGGGAAGAUCGUGCCAGUGUUAACCUGGGGUCUCCUCCAGUUGGAAGCAGACACUGUGCUGAUCAGCGCAUACACAGCAGCCAGGGAAGAGGCUCUUACAAGCAUGACAGUGCACCUCACCAAGCAAAGCUUUCUGUACAGGUGAUUGGAUCAAAUAAAACAGAAGCUUGUCCUACUGGGGAGAAACCAUUGAUAAGGACCCGGACUGAUGGUGUCACUGGCUACAAUACAGACACCACUCAAGACUCUAGGGACAAGGGAAGUAUCAGCAGCAGAAGCAGAAGUAAAGGUUGGAAACCUAUGCGGGAGAUGCUAAAUGUAGACAGCAUUUUCAGCGAGACUGAGAAAAAACAGCAUAGCCCAAAGCACAAGGCAAAUCCAAACAGUAAAUCUAAGCAUGAAAAGGAGCAAAGCUUUAGCUAUUGGCCAAAAGAGAACCAAAUCCAGAAGGGUUUAAUGACUAUAUAUGAAGAUGAAACAAAACAGGGUAUAGGAAGUCGAAGUUCACUGGACUCAGAAGGAAAAGGGAAUGCUGAAAAAAGCAAAGGAUUUACAGAGAGAAAAAUACAUGGUGAUAACUGGCAAAAUCAGAAGACAGAAUCUGGGUAUGAAAGCAGCGAUCAUAUCAGCAAUGGAUCUGCAAAUCCAGACUCGCCUGUUACUGAAGGAAUCAAUCUGGCAGAUGUCAAGAAUGUUAGAGAAAGUGCUGCCUGCAGGAAGGAAUUGACAGGGUGUUUGUCAGCUCCCUAUCUGGAUUGUGAACAGAACUUGCCAACUAAAAAACCUGACAAUGAGUUACAUACACAACAGAGAAGAAACUUUUAUGACUUGAAGAAAGACCAGGUCAAUUCAGAAGUUAACUACAGACCUCAUGUUAAUUCUCCAACAGAAUUAUAUCUGCAGGUGCCCAGUCCUCCAGUAAAGAGAGCUGAAAUGCCUGAGACCAAUAGGAAACUUUUCCCAUCAUCACCUCUACAGCCAAUUCUUAAAGACAUUGUGAAGUCAGAAAGUAGAAACAAGUCAAGUGAACAGAAUUCUUCAGAGUGGCUUAGUCCAGACAAGUUAGAGAAGGUCAGCAUGCCAAUAUAUUGUGCAGAUGGCGUAUCCCACCCCUCUACAGAAAAUGUCUGUGGAAGAAAGCUGAUGAGCAACAACUUUCACUCCUCUUCCCAGCCGCAGCCUCAUCACAUAAGAAUGUUUGGUCCCAAGGUGGGUUUGUCACCUUGUGUGCCACAGAACCUGUCAGAAAGGCCUAUAGUGUUUCACUCUCACAGUGAGUAUGCCGGACACCCACUCCGAAGGGUGGAUGCUCUUUGGGUGCCUGAAGCAGUGUACCAGAAUCUUCCUCCGCCUUUACCGCCAAAGAAGCAUGCUCUGAAUACUUUUCUAGUAUCAGAAAAUAACCUGGCACCCAGUACAAAGUCGACAGAGGUGUUGCAAAACGAUACGUCGAGGCAAAUGGGUACACCUUUAAAAUCUGGAUCAGAAGCAAGUGUAUUUACAAAUGAACAAAGGCUUAAAGAGCCAUUUCAAGGGAAUGAGCUGUUUGUUUAUAAACCCGAUUCUCCACCUCGCUUAUCAGUUAAUGAUUUUUGGACUCUGUCUGAAAACUUUUUAAAGACAGGAUCUCAUCAUACAGGACCAAGUGCUGGUUAUGUGGAUGGAAAUGAUAGUGUAUCCCUAACGACUUAUUUUUCAGUAGAUAGUUGUAUGACUGACACAUACAGAAUGAAAUAUCAUCAGAGACCCAAGGUGUAUUUUACAGACAGUGGAAGCUUUCACAAAGAAUAGCAUCCCCCAUCAACUGGAGUAGAACUGAAUGCUACAUACCAUGCUGCUCUUAAGCCCAGGCAUUCCACAUCCCGAGCAACGGUACAAGGCAAACGUAGACAGUGUACACUGCAGUAGAUAGUCUUGGAAAAAAGAGUAUCUGGAUCUGACUUUGGUAUUUCAUGUAGCCUGUAAAUGGGCACAGACAUUAAGAGAGUGUGUAAUAACUAUGUACUGAGUUUACUGUACUUUGGACUGUAAAUGAAUAUGCAAAUAGAGGUGAACAGAGGAGGAGAGGUGCUAAACUUCGGGUUCUUAGAUUUGUUACUCUGGUUGCCUUAAUGCUUCCCUUUGUUACUCAGCUUGUCUUUUACACUUAAUACUAAAAACAGUCCCUUUGAGUGUAUACAUCAUACAGCAGUGGAAUCAACUAGAUGUUACUUUUUUUGUAACAAAAUUUAGUAAGUUGCUAUUUAAAAAGUGUUCCUUUGAACUGUGGUCACUACAUGCAUAGACUAACAAAAGGGAUAAAUAUACUACCAUAUAUAAUGAAGUAAAUGUAGUUAUAAU